CAAAAUCUCUCGCCAUCGAUUCCGCCGCAUAGCUAGACCACCUCUUCUAAAAUGGAACUUCGCGACCGCGGUAUUGCAUCUAUCAAAACACGAUACUCAGCCGACGGACCGGGACUUUGGACGCGACGGGUCCCUGACAACGCGGCAGCUCCCGAAGCUCGCAAUCGUUCUGAAACAAAUUCGCAAUCACCAGAGGGAAGAACAAAACGAAAACGUGAGGUAGAUAAUAUGCGUCCCAGGAGGAAUAGGACAGCGGCGUCGAAAAUGAGCACGACAAACAGUGCGAGCAGCAACAACGAAGCACAAGUACGAACGAAUCAGGAUCAGGACAAUGCGGAAAUAAGGCCGGAAAGUAUGAGCGAAGAAAGAUCCAAUGGAAGAGAACCCAGCCAUGGAGAUAUAUCUUCAGAUGAUGGGAAUGAUAGGCGCUACUCAUUCAGCAACCAUAGGAACGAGCCAACCUUCCUCGAUCGCAUCAAAGUUCUUCCCGAAAUGCGCGACCUGCCAUGGCGCGAGGGUCAGACAUUACCACCGGAAAAAUCUACCGAAAGUCAACGCGUCCAACAGAGAGGUGCAUGUAUGGUAGCCACUAGAGGGAGAAUUAUGGCAAAACCAUGUACGCAUUGUGAACAGGGCUACGGGCGAUUUUCUCAUUGUAUUGUGUUGGACGAAUGGUUUCAAGGAGCUUGCGCGACUUGUAUUUUCACGAGUAAAGGGAAUAAGUGCAGUUUGAGAAUACAGUAUUUGGGUAUCUAUAUCUCUAACUUAUCUCCUCCUUGAGAGAGGGCACUUUUACUAACAAUCGGAUUGCACAAUUCUAGGGAAUCAAGAUGCCAGAGCUUUGAGAUAUUCGAAUACAAGUGACAACUCAUCGAAACGAAAAAGAUCAGACCUCGAAAAGCCGUCAACUGAGGAUGACAAUAACAUAUUCAACAGAUUCAAUUCGCCCGGCCACUAUGUCAGUCCCUAUCCACCGCUUCCAUCAAUACCGAGGCCACCGUUAAGAACCCCAGGAUUGAAGGAAGCUCAAGAGGCGGAAUUGGAUUCUUUGCUACAAGCUCAAAUUGCCCGCGAAGAGUUCGAUCAAGGCAAUAUAGAUGAAGGAGAGGUAGUUGCAAAUAAGCAGCAGGCGCGAGCAACUCCAAUAGUAAUGCAUCGUCCACGAUUCUAUACCGGUGAACCACAUUCAAUGAGACAACUUAUUCAGCAAGGAGGUCCACCUCCUCCAAACAGACAACUCGCCCAGCCGAUAAAUAACAUCCCGAUUGACCAGAUAACCAGAAAUCCUGCCUCAGCCAUCGGUCCUCAUAUGAUGGAGAGAUCUCUCAUUGGCGAAUCUUCGAGGAGCACACAAAGACAAUUGUUUACUGUCAUAAGUGGAGUUCAAGGGGGACUUCAACAACUUCAAAAGGAAUUGAAUUCAUUAAAGGCAGUUCUUGGGUGGGACAUUGAGGAUGAAGAACCAGAGGCCAGCCGUCGACAAAGCUCAUCGUCACGAAGAAAUACUCGAUCAGGUCCAUGAAACCCCAUUAAUACGAGAAGAGACAUUAUUUAUUGAUUGGUCAUACAGGGUCACACAUGUAGGGAUAUAACACGAAGAAACUGUCCACGUUGCUUGUCAAAUUUUGCAGAUUUGCAAUCUACCAAAGUCCACAGUUCCACGAUUUGUAUUCCCCUCAUCAACGGAAUCUGGCAGUGGUUAGGCAUGAUGAUUAUAUCACUAGUUUAGUCUUUUUAGCGAAAAGCACUUAAUGCAUUGCUUGAAGAUAAGUGACCUGUUCUGUACUUAUAUAUUACGAACGAGAUACGACAAAAGGGAGGCGAAAAGUCCGAGACGCGUGGAGGUCAUGUUAAAGACAACUAAAUCCUUGGAAGGUUCUUUGGGAACACAACUGAUGGUGCCACCGCACUUUCGGGAAGAAAAGCUGGUAUGGAAUUAGAUGUAUGAGCUUUAAUAGGCCGUGAUUGUGAAGAUCUUCAACGGGUGUUAUGGCGGAGCAUGAGAGCACAGCACAGACUUUAUGGGGCAGACAAGCCAGAAGAUAAAUGGAAAAAGAUGCAAUUUGCAAAAGAAAAUGCGAUAUGAAAGUACAAAA
This is a messenger RNA of Sclerotinia trifoliorum, 2096 nucleotides long. The record is from the annotation of a GenBank genome assembly. NCBI's taxonomy places the organism in Eukaryota, Fungi, Ascomycota, Leotiomycetes, Helotiales, Sclerotiniaceae.